AUGACGACGACGUCGAAUGAACCAAUAUGGAAUGAUGUGUUGAUUUUGAAUAGAAUAUCGAGUGACUACGCCAAUCACAAAUAUGUUAUUUGCAAAAAUAAGAAGCUGUAUAUUGCACAAAUCUCAUUGGCGGUUCUGCGGAAGUUCGAUAGCUUGGAAAUUGAAUACGGAACGUUCGCCAAUUGCCGAAUCGACAUUCUAAAUCCGAAAACGUUGCGAAUUCUUCAAUUCCGUCAGAAAAGCGCGAUCGAAUUCGCCGCUCGAUUGGAUUUGGAAUUUUUACAUGACCCAAUUCGGAAAAAGCACUCGAUUUUAUGCAGUGCCCUGACAAAUGGGUGUUUUACAUAUGAAAAUAUUGAAUACUCGACGCCAGCUGUUUAUAAUAAUAUUUUGGGAAUUAUCAAUGACAGAUCGUCGAAUCCGAUGCUGCCAAAAAGAGAAAUAGGACGCCUAACUUGCUUGGUUAGUGCCGAAGAGCACAAUGGAACCUGGCAAUUCUACAUCGACAGUGUGAAAUCCUUCGAGAUGGUGCUCUCAUCGACAAUGUCGGCACAAGUGGAAUCCGAUGAGCAUUUUGGUUUGGUGACGAGAGAAGAAACCGAUGAGAAACGCGAUUUGCGAUUGGUGUCGAGUCGCGAUUUUCCGAGAGAUGUGCGAAUUUUCAAAAGUGGAUUGCACUGCUGCGAAGCUGCUGUAGCUGGAAGUAGAUCGUACAGUCUCUCUGGAAGAUUCCGGCAUGAUCAUGAUGCGUGUGUCGACACUGGAGUUGGAUAUGUACGACUUCUUGGAAAAUCGGUAGCAAUGAAGGUGGUUCGGUGUCGUGGGAUGGGCAUCGGAUUUGGGCCGUCUGAGGAGCCGUCGACGUCGGCGGCGACAUCGUCCGAUGAAGGCGUUGGAUAUCAUGUCGACGGUCGACAUGUUCGUGUUGAUGUCACCCAGUUGGAGGUUCAUGUUCAUGGAGGAUUUGUGGAGGUUGAAACAAUUUGUGAAUACUCUGGUUAUACGGACCAUAAUGAUUAUCCUCUUCUUUGGAGUCAUGAUGUUGAGUUUGUUGUGGAUUUUUCAAAAAUUUUCAAGGAGAAACCAUUUGGACUUUAUAUUGUGAAUGCGGUUCGUUUUCAUCGUCAAAAUGUGUUUGCCAAAUGGCGAUUAGCGCGUCGCGCGCCGAUUGUCAAAUCGCUUCAAACCAAAUUUCAUUCACGAUUGGCUCAUUCGCUCACGUUGGGAAACUUGAACAUUGAAGACAUGAUGAGUUCGGAGGCGGAUCUUUUUGGUGAAUUUCCGGCGAGAGACCGAAUUCCGUCGGUUUCGAGGUUUGGUCUUCCGGCACUUGGGAAUAUUGCCGAAGGGCCGCAGAGACGGCGUUUGAGUUGCUCGCUCCCACGAACAGAUUCCAUGGACCAGGUGCCCCUAUUCGACGCAUUGCUCAGAAACACAAACACAGAUAAUUUUGAUGAAAUUGAUGAUACCAUGUGGAAACACCACGACAGAUCUGUUAUAAACAUUGUUGAUGAUAGCGAGCCGAAUUCGUCGAAAAUGGACGAAAACUGGAAUAUGGAGGCGUGA
This is a messenger RNA of Caenorhabditis bovis, 1566 nucleotides long. NCBI's taxonomy places the organism in Eukaryota, Metazoa, Nematoda, Chromadorea, Rhabditida, Rhabditidae. The record is from the annotation of a GenBank genome assembly.